AACUGAGCAGCGGUGCGACAUCCUGCCCACUAAGAGCGGCUUAUUGCUACUGUAGUUACCUACUCAUCACAGUCCUGCUCGCAACUGUGACACCCAACUUGACCUGAUGUAAUCCUCAAAGUCAUUUUUGCUUCGGACGACAAGGUCUCGACUGAUCACUUCAUCUCUCCUCGUCCUCUGGAGCGCUCAUCCUCUGGCGCGACAGCAGCCUCAGCGCGCUGCCCCGAGUCAAGGCGCUACAAGAAGUGAACGUUGCGGCGAGACGGCGUCUGUGGGAGGCUUCUGUGAAUGACAAGCUGCUCACGGCGAGGUGGAGAGAAGCGAUAAGAAGAAGAAAAAAACAAAAAACCCUGCAAGGAGAAGCUCCAGCGACGAAGUCCCGGUUUUGUUUACCCUGAACCGGAGCACGGAGGAGCGCCGCUGCGUAUUUGAGUUUUUACGCACAACUGGAAAAGAGCGAACUGGGGGCGUCCGUCUGUCACCACCAUGUCCGCGGCAACAGCUUCCAUAGCAGAUGUGUCCAGAACUGAUCUUACAAACAGAGAUGGCAGCCGGAGAAACUCAGGUCAUCCCCGGACUCAGUGCAUGCCCAUCCCCUUGCCGGCUCUGGGCACCCAAAAGAUCAUCCAGGGCAAUGGCACUAAUGUGGGCACAGUCAUUUCCCUACAGUGUCCAGCCACACACAAACUGAUGGGCAGUGAGGUGAAAUGUGUCAUGGACACCAACAGCACCCACUGGGUGGGGGAGACCUACUGUAAACCUCUGUCUCGCUUUGAGGACUAUGGUUUCCGUGUGGCUGUCCUGGCGUCCAUUGUGAGCUCCGCUAUAAUCUUUUUCAUGUCUGUGGCCUUCAUCACCUGCUGUUUGCUCGACUGCAUCAAAGAGGACAAAAGGAAAAAGCAGGAGAGCGAGUCAGAUUACUGGCAAUGGGAGGAGCAGGCCCAGCAUCACGAGAGCAGGUCCCGCUACAGUCGAAACAACAACAACAACAACGCCCAGGAGAAGCCGCCUUCUCUGUGGGACACCGGUAACCCAGCCCUGUGUGACAACAUGAGAUCCUGCAGAUGUCAGCAGCAGUACGCCUAUGGUUCUGCCUGCGCCUUCGGCCCCACGCCUCCGCUUGCCCCUCUUCCCGGACACAACUAUGACCAGCCUCUCUUACCCCGAAACCCAGAACCUGGUCCACCUCAGUACCCCGGACCUCCUGUGUCCCCCAGCGAAACUGCAAGCUCAGACCUGGUCCAGAUCUCGGCUGUGGGAUCUGGUUUGGUGUGGCAGUACGGAGGGCAGCAGAGCGGUUCAUCAGGGGGAAACCCAUCUGCCACUGAUGAGUCCGGCAUCAGAGACAUGAACGCAAACAGGAAUGUAAACGUCAAAGAGUUUUCCAUAAGGAUUAUAUCAGUGUGAGGACACACAGGAUGUGAAUACCUUAAGUUAAGAACUUGUUUACAGGACAGAUCUGUAAAACCUUGUUAACUAUAAAACAAUGCAAUGCUACACAGUGUAAAGGCUCUAUAUACAAACUGAUCUGACAGACUAACUGUAUGUGCCUUUAUGUAAACUGUGAUGAUGCACUGCCCUCUGUCUGCAUAGGGGAGCCAUUGCACUUUCAGGACUUGAUGUGGAUGACGCCCCCUUGUAAUGCAGAGGUCAAGAGAUUUGUGCUGUUGGGGUCAUUACACUUGUAUAGCUUACAAUAUGUUGUGGACAUUUGAGGACGUUGUCUUGAAAUUCCACCUUUGCUGGACAAGCAGAGCAGCUGGAAAACAUUGACCAACAUGUAAAUAUUAACUUUAAGGAAUCUAAAUAAAGGAGAGACUUCUACUAAUACUGAGUGACAUGUUGAAGUGGGGACAGUUCAACAGUGUAGAUGUCUUUGUGCAACAAAACAUUAGGAGGUGAGCAUUGUUCAAAUGGGACACCUGGCAAAGUUGGGACAGUUAAGCUUUGCAAUGAGUAUCUUUUCAGGGGAUACCUAAAAUAACCUCAAACCAGUAUUAUGUGUUGUUGAAAAAGAAUUUGAUUUAAAAAAAAUAAAAUUAAUUAAA
Molecule: messenger RNA, 2048 nt
Organism: Stegastes partitus (bicolor damselfish)
Lineage: Eukaryota; Metazoa; Chordata; Actinopteri; Pomacentridae
Gene: susd3
Product: sushi domain containing 3
Exons: 5
Coding region: 487-1407 (306 amino acids)
Cellular component (GO): plasma membrane
Source: RefSeq, a predicted model, not a curated record